This is a messenger RNA of Belonocnema kinseyi, 2448 nucleotides long. RefSeq names its product replication protein A 70 kDa DNA-binding subunit-like. The record is from RefSeq and is a predicted model, not a curated record. Lineage: Eukaryota; Metazoa; Arthropoda; Insecta; Hymenoptera; Cynipidae. The coding region runs from base 120 to 1904 and encodes 594 amino acids. Gene Ontology annotation, biological process: DNA repair; DNA recombination; DNA replication. The transcript is spliced from 13 exons. Gene Ontology annotation, molecular function: DNA binding. Gene Ontology annotation, cellular component: nucleus.
ACAUCUGUGAUUUUUGUUGAUUCGCCAUACCGAAAAAUAAAUCAAAAUACUUGCAUGUGUUUUGUGUUUAUUUUAACUCUUGAAGAGUGAUUUUAUCGUGCCUGCUCAGCAUUAAAAAAAUGGAGCAACGGUUGUCAGCCGGCUCACUACUGAAAAUUUUCGAUGGGGAAUUAACAGAAGAGCCGAUUGUUGUGCAGUAUUUGGGCCAUAAACUACUAAGUGGGAAUCGCUAUCGUCUUAUCCUUUCGGAUGGAGAAACAUCGAGUUCCUUCACGGUGCUUUCCUUGCAAAAUAAUCGUCUUGUAACAGAUGGAGCAUUAAGUCCUUUUGCAAUUUGUCGGAUAUCGAAAUAUCUCUUAGCCACAGCAAAAACUGCUUCUGUGCCCGUUAUCGUGAUUAUGAAUCUGGAAGUAGUGGCUCCUGGUGAAGAAGUUGGAAAACAGCUUGGAAAGCCAAUUAUUUUUGAAUCGAGACUAAGAGAUCCAGAACCUACUAAUCACGGUCUUGCGAGAAAUGAUUCGGAUUAUAAUCUUUCUCAGGAAAACGAAAUGCCCACUCAACCACCUGUACCGGAAAAUGCAAUUGCAACUGUACCCAUAACGAGCCUGAGUCCAUAUUAUGGCCGAUGGACAAUUAAAGCUCGAGUAACAUCGAAGACGGACAUAAGGCAUUGGAGUAAUGUUCGAGGCGUAGGGAAAUUAUUUUCUAUGGACUUGAUCGACGAAUCAGCAGAAAUUAGAUGCACUGGAUUCAAAGAGCAGUGCGACGUGUUCUAUGAUUCAUUCGAAGUGGGUAGAAUUUAUUAUAUUACCAGGUGUCAAGUUAAACCUGCAGAUAAACGAUUCACAAACAUUAAACACGACUUUGAGCUUGUUUUGAAUUCGGAUACGGCUAUUUUAAACUGCGAAGAAGAUUCCAGAAUUCCGAUGAUUCAGUUUGAUUUUUUGUCAUUGGACAACGUCGAAACCAAGGAUAAUGAGAGCAUUAUGGAUGUAUUGGCUGUUGUGAAAUCUGUGAGCGAUGUCGUGAACCUUAAAGCCAAAACAACAGGGCGAGAUUUGAAGAAGAGAGACAUCCAUCUAGUAGAUCUUUCCAAUACUAUGGUGAUACUGACAUUGUGGGGAACGCAAGCGGAGAUUUUUGAUGGAUCGAAUAAUCCCGUAAUAGCCGUGAAGUCUGUUAAAAUUACGGAAUUUAAUGGAGGAAGAUCUCUUACUAGUACCUCCUCUACAAUUAUCCAAUUUAAUCCGGACAUUGUAGAAGCACAUAGCUUACUGGAAUGGUUUCACGAAUCUGUUCAAGCUCGGGAUGCAAGACUGCUUUCUACUCCUUCUGCGAGUUCAAGUAAUGCAAACUGCCCUUGGCUAACAUUACGGCAGGUGAAAGAUUUAAACAUUGGGUCGCCUGGUAAUCCUAACAUGUUUCUCACAAAAGCGACAGUUAAUUUAAUCAGGGAUAGGAAUUGCAUUUAUAGAGCGUGUCCAACCGAAGGCUGCAAGAAAAAGCUGUCGGAUUUGAACAAUGGAAUGUACAAUUGUGAAAAAUGUCAGACUGGUUUUCCCAAUUAUGUUUAUCGAAUGAUAGUUCAGGCUGUUAUAGUUGAUUGGACUGGAGAACAAAAAGUAGCGGUCUUCGGAGACGAGGCGGAAAAAAUUGUGGGCGUGAAUGCCCAGGAACUUGGGCAAUUGCAGGAAACAUUAAAUAUCGAUGCGUAUCAGAAAAUUUUCCUUGAUUGCGCCUUUAAGUCUUUUAUAUUUAAAAUUCGCAUGAAGCAAGAGACUUUCAACGAUGAGACUAAACUGAAAGCAGUAGUUUAUAAUGUCACGCCCGUUGACCAGAAACAAUACGGAUCGUUUCUAGUGAGCCAAAUUAAAGCUCUACUCAAGAAAAGAAAUCCGCCGUAAUAAGAUUCAUCAUUUUUCGAGAUUGAUGAAUUUUAUAAGAAGUAUAUGCCUAUAAUAAAUAAGACGCCGUUGUACAAAUUUUUAAAUAUAAGGUACGAGCAUACCUUAUCUAAUUAAAUCUUUCUACUGAUUACGAAAAUUAAUAUUCUACAGUCUAUAUAUUAUAAAUUCUUAUAAUAAAAGAUGUAUAUUUUUAUAUAUAAAUAAUAGUUUAGAGGGGUUAGAUGCACCAAAAAUAUUAUAUUUAUUUUAUCUCGUUUAAAUUUACUCCUAUGGGGAAGAAAUUGAUUUACGUUUCAAUUUUGAAGGAAAAUAGUUCGCUAAAGUUUACAUGAAUCGAUCUAAUGAUAAUACUGAAUAAUUAUAUGAUUUAUAUAUUAUUAUUCAAAUCGUGUUUUUUAUUCUUGAUACUUUAUUUAUGUGAUGUAAAAGGUUCCUUGAAUCUUUUGAAACCUUUUAUACUUUUUCUAGACUGCUUAAUAUAGAGUUAAAUAAUAUUUAAUUGUGAUGUCACCUCAUUUCAAUGGAUUAAUAAAACUUUUGU